GAUGUUGUGGGAUCCCUAGCUAGUGGUGGCAUUGCAGGCAUCCAUGGGUUCUAUAAAUAUGUGUGCAAUGCAGCCUUCUCUUGCAGACCACCACGGCCGGGUAGCUAGCUGAGUACCAAAACCACCUGCAAAGUGCAAACCCAUCGAAACACUCUGCUCUGCUUGUAGCUAGCUAGCAGCCAUGGCUUCUACUACUUGUUGCCUUAGCCUGUUAGUGCUGGUAGCGCUGGCCUCGGUGGCGUCGGCGCAGCUGUCGUCGACAUUCUACGACACGUCGUGCCCCAGGGCCCUGGCCACCAUCAAGAGCGCCGUCAACGCGGCGGUGGCCAAGGAGGCUCGCAUGGGGGCGUCCCUGCUCAGGCUGCACUUCCACGACUGCUUUGUCCAAGGCUGUGAUGCGUCCAUUCUGCUGGCGGGGAACGAGCAGAACGAUCCUCCGAAUUUAACUCUGAGAGGCUUCGACGUCAUCGCCAACAUCAAGGCGCAGGUGGAGGCCAUCUGCAAGCAGACCGUCUCCUGCGCCGACAUCCUCGCCGUCGCCGCCCGCGACUCCGUCGUAGCGCUGGGAGGGCCGUCAUGGAGUGUUCCGCUGGGGAGACGGGACUCGCCCAAAGCUGCAAGCACGAGCACGGUAAAUCAGUUUCUGAUCCCCCCUACAGCUAGCCUCGCCGAACUGAUUAAAGGGUACGGCGACUUGGGCCUCAACCCAACCGACAUGGUUGCCCUCUCAGGUGCUCACACGAUCGGGCAGGCGCAUUGCCCGAGCUACCAAGACCACAUCUACAACGACACCAACAUCAACCAGGCGUUCGCGACCUCGCUCCGGGCCAGCUGCCCCAUGACCGGCGGCAGCAACGUCAUGGCGCCGCUGGACACGGCGACGCCCACCGCGUUCGACAACGCCUACUUCAAGAACCUGCUGUCCCAGAAGGGGCUCCUGCACUCGGACCAGGAGCUCUUCAACGGCGGCAGCACCGACAACAUUGUGCGAAACUUCGCCUCCAGCCCGUCGGCGUUCAGCAGCGCCUUCGUGACGGCCAUGGUGAAGAUGGGCAACCUCAGCCCGCUGACGGGGACGCAGGGGCAGAUCAGGACAACAUGCUCCGCCGCCAACUCCUAGGAAGACGACGACGACGAUAUUAAUUACAUAUGUGAAAAAUACGAGGACCACACGAACGAAUAAUAAGCUGAUCGAUCCUGCUCACUACAGCCAAUAUCAAAUAGCGCAUGCCUGCAUGCUUUGUAUAAGCUGAUGAAAUACUAGCGUGCCGGCCAUCUCGCUUUCUUGAUCCAUCAAGUCUUACAUGGAACAGAGAGCGUGCGCGUGGCGUGGCAUGCCUACACGUGUAAUAACAUUCUCUUGGCUACAAGAAGGCAUGGAGGAUUACGUAUUUACGUACUACUUACACU
This is a messenger RNA of Panicum virgatum (switchgrass), 1410 nucleotides long. RefSeq names its product peroxidase 2-like. Lineage: Eukaryota; Viridiplantae; Streptophyta; Magnoliopsida; Poales; Poaceae. The record is from RefSeq and is a predicted model, not a curated record. The transcript is spliced from 4 exons. Gene Ontology annotation, molecular function: peroxidase activity; heme binding. Gene Ontology annotation, biological process: hydrogen peroxide catabolic process; response to oxidative stress. Bases 182 to 1120 code for a protein of 312 amino acids.